CGCCCUUAUUACGAGACAAAUCCUGAAAGAAACAGUACGUUCACCGUAACCCCGAAAAAAAGGACCAUCCAGACGACCCUUCCAGUCAGCCCAAACAUUUCUCCUUCUUCAUCUUCCUCUUUCCUGGACCUCAGUAAAAACUUCAGCAACCAUGAGUGGAAUGUCUUGGAACGACUACAUUACCAACCAACUAACAGGAACUGGAAAUGUUAGCAGGGGUGCGAUUGCCGGUUUGGAUGGCUCUGUCUGGGCAAUCUCUGAUGGCUGGGGUGUCACUCAACAGGAAUGCCAGAGUAUUGCCACUGGCUUUACUAAUAAAGAUGGACUUGUGCAGAAAGGUAUGAUGUGUGCAGGAGAGAAGUACUUUUUCCUAAGCGGUGAUGAUUGUGUGCUGCGAGGUAAAAAGGGAAACAAGGGUAUUCAUGUUGCAAAAACCAAUACUGCGUUGGUCAUUGGUCAGUAUGAAGAUCCAAUUCAGCCUGGCCAAUGUGCUACUACUGUAGAAGCUCUUGCUGACUACUUGAAGAACUGUAACUACUAAGAUAAUGGAUUUUUAAUGUUUUAAUCUCCUCUUCAUGUUUUUUUGCACUGUGCGCAUUACUUUUUAAGAUGCAGAAGUAAGUCCUCAUUACAAUGCUUUUACUAUGCAGAGCAUACCUUUGAGAAUAGUAUUGUGAUUUUUAAUGUAAUUUAAACUUCUUGAUGAAAUAAAUCUAUUUAUAUAAAA
This is a messenger RNA of Macrobrachium nipponense, 727 nucleotides long. Its product is annotated as profilin-like. The coding region runs from base 152 to 541 and encodes 129 amino acids. Lineage: Eukaryota; Metazoa; Arthropoda; Malacostraca; Decapoda; Palaemonidae. Gene Ontology annotation, cellular component: cell cortex. The record is from RefSeq and is a predicted model, not a curated record. Gene Ontology annotation, molecular function: actin monomer binding. The transcript has 3 exons.